This is a messenger RNA of Megalobrama amblycephala (Wuchang bream), 1632 nucleotides long. RefSeq names its product transgelin 3a (gene tagln3a). The transcript is spliced from 5 exons. Bases 212 to 853 code for a protein of 213 amino acids. Gene Ontology annotation, molecular function: protein binding. The record is from RefSeq and is a predicted model, not a curated record. NCBI's taxonomy places the organism in Eukaryota, Metazoa, Chordata, Actinopteri, Cypriniformes, Xenocyprididae.
GUGCGUCAGACUCAAGUUGGCGUUUUUCUCAGUUUGUUGUUGAUAAUCUCGAUGAAAUAGCCAUUGUAGGCUAUUUAAAUCAGCGUAAAUGAUAUGAUGAUUUUGCUUAUUCAUGUUUCGGAGUGAUUGGACGUGUGUUGCAUGGAAAGCAGUGGAGGACAAACACCCAAUUAUCACCACUGCAGGUCAGUGUUAAUGCCUGAGCGCUGCCAUGGCCAACAGGGGACCAAGCUAUGGGCUCAGCCGUGAGGUCCAAGAGAAGAUCGACCAGAAGUAUAAUGCGGAGUUGGAGACUCGGCUUGUGGAAUGGAUCCUGGUCCAGUGUGGUGACGACUUGGAGCGACCUGAACCUGGCAAACAGAACUUCCAGAAAUGGCUCAUGAGUGGAACAAUUCUCUGCCGGCUCAUCAACAGUCUAUACCCCAGCGGUGAGGAGCCAAUUAAGAAAAUUACAGAAACUAAAAUGGUCUUUAAACAAAUGGAGAAAAUUUCUCAGUUCCUGCAGGCUGCUGAAGAAUAUGGUGUUACCAGGGGAGACAUAUUCCAAACUGUUGAUCUUUGGGAAGGAAAGGACAUGGCUGCAGUCCAGAGGACAUUGGUGGCUCUGGGAAGUGAAGCUCUCACAAAGGAUGAUGGGCAUUACCGUGGAGACAAAGACUGGUUUCACAGGAAAACCAAGGGCCACAAGCGUGAGUUUUCAGAGGAGCAGCUGCGUCAAGGUCGGAGUCUUAUCGGCAUGCAGAUGGGAAGCAAUCGUGGAGCAUCUCAAUCUGGCAUGGCAGGGUACGGCACCCCACGGCAAAUCAUGCGGUAUGACUCUCCUCGACACAAUGGAGAUCAGAGCAAUCCUUAAACACUACACCGUUUGGUAUUUAAAAUCUCCACUGGAGCCGAACAGCCAAAACUAGUGCUCCAGUUUAGGAGGAAUGUGUACGUGUGUGUGUGUGUGUAUAUAGAUAUAUGAUGAACUAAGGCUGCUUGCACCAGUCCUAGAUUUACACACAUUAGAGUGUUGUCCCUUCACCCACAAUGCACCAGUGCCGUCUGUUAUUGUUUCUCGGGCAAGCUCCAUAUUAUGGCCAAAUUGUGCAAAAUAAAUUGAAUAUUAGUAUCAAAAGGCUCAACUAUUAAAUAUGAAACGUGCAUCCUUCCUUUACGAACGGUACGCUGAACGUCUCGCGUCCAUUUACAGCUGCGUAUUUGGCUGAUGCUUUUAAACUGUGCUGAAGAUAUUCAUGUAUUCGGUUGAGGUGAUACUGUGCUGUUGCUAUCAAAUGUACACUAUUAUUGAUGUAUGCCAUCUAUGCUAGCAGAACCCGCCCAAACUAUUAGACUCAGGUCAUUCUAUAAUGUCCUCACAAAAUGUCAUUGUUGUGCAUAAUUAACUGAUGUCACUGUAUGGAACUGAUACUAUACAUUCCAGUGAUAAGAAAAUCAUGUCAAAACGAUAUAAAAAUUGUGGUAUUUAUGAAAUGCGUCAAAUCUGUUUUCAACUUUUGUUAACUUUCUGCAUUAACUAACGUGCAUGUAAAGUAACUGUGCUUCUGAUGCUGAGAUUGUAUUGCAGAUGUCACCAUUGUUUAUUGUGAAGCUUCAUGUUUGAUCUAUAUACAGUACCUUUGACAAUCAAAA